CUUGAAUCGCUGUCUGAAACACAGCAACGCCCGUACCUACUACUCACUGUGAUCCCACACACUCAUGUCUCUCUCACGCUUCAUCACUCCUCUCUGCUGCACUUCUGCAACUUCAGAUUCUUUGGUGACUGCAUCAAAUGUAAAGAAGGAAAUGAACAGUACAGCCUUGUGCUUGCAGAGCCUUGAAGACUCUAAAGAAAGAAUCAGGAAAAUGUUCAACAAGGUUGAACUUUCUGUUUCUUCCUAUGACACAGCUUGGUUGGCAAUGGUUUCCUCGCCAACUUCUCCUCAUACCCCAUUUUUCCCUCAAUGCUUGAAUUGGUUGUUGGACAAUCAACUCUUUGAUGGCUCGUGGGCUCUUCCUGGUCACCAUCCAUUAUUGAUGAAUGAUGCUCUCUUAUCCACCUUAUCAUGUAUCCUUGCAUUAAAGCAAUGGGGUGUUGGUGAAGAUCAAAUUAACAGGGGUCUUCAGUUUAUUGAGUCAAACAUUACUUCAAUCAAUGAUGAAAAGCAACACCCUCCAAUAGGAUUUGAUAUACUUUUUCCUUCUUUGAUUGAAUAUGCACAAAAUUUGGGCAUUAACCCUCCAAUUGGCGCCACUACCUUGGAAGCAAUGUUCCAAAAGAGAGAGAGAGAAUUUCAAAGAGGCAGUCAAAGCAAUUCAGAAGGGUGGAGAGCAUAUCUAGCAUAUAUUUCAGAAGGAAUGCGGAAAUCAAAGGACUGGCAAACAAUCUUGAAGUAUCAAAGAAAGAAUGGAUCUUUGUUUAAUUCACCUGCUACAACAGCAGCUGUUUUUCAGCACCUUAAGAACGCUGACUGUCUUAAUUACCUCCAAUCUGUAUUAGAGAAGUUUGGGAGUGCAGUUCCAACAGUUUACCCUCUUGAUAUAUAUGCCCGUCUCUAUAUGAUUGAUAGUCUUGAAAGGUUGGGUAUCAAUCAUCACUUCAAAGAGGAAAUUCAAAGUGUAUUGGAUGAAACGUACAGAUAUUGGCUACAAGGAGAGGAAGACAUAUUCUUAGACCCCACCAUUUGUGCAAUGGCAUUUCGUAUGUUGCGCCUCAAUGGUUAUGAUGUAUCUUCAGAUCCAUUUUAUCAAUAUUCCGAAGAUAAAUUUGCAAAUUCCUUGAAAGGGUACUUGAAGGAUGUUGGUGCAGUUUUAGAGCUAUAUAAGGCUUCACAAGUCAUGGUACAUCCAAAUGAAUCAGUUUUGGUGAGACAAAGUUUGUGGACGAGACAUCUUCUGAAGCAGGAUUCAUCCCCUUUCCGAUUAUAUGCUGAUAAACUUCAAAGUUAUGUUGACCAAGAGGUCAAUGAUGUUCUUAAUUUUCCUUAUCAUGCAAAUUUGGAGCGUUUAUUAAACAGGAGAUCAAUCGAGCAUUACAAUGUAGAGGAAGCAAGGAGUUUAAAAACAUCAUAUAGAUCUUGCAAUCUUGCAAACCGAGAAAUUCUAAAGCUAGCAGUGGAAGACUUCAAUAUCUGCCAAUCAAUACACAGUGAAGAAUUGAAACAACUGUCCAGGUGGGUUGUUGAGAACAGACUAGACAAACUAAAUUUUGCAAGGCAGAAACUGGCCUACUGUUACUUCUCCAGUGCAGCUACUCUUUUCCCCCCUGAACUUUCUGAUGCUCGCAUAUCAUGGGCUAAAAAUGGGGUGCUCACAACAGUUGUUGAUGAUUUCUUUGAUGUUGGAGGUUCUGAAAAGGAGCAAGUAGACCUUAUUCAACUGGUUGAGGAGUGGGAUGUAGAUAUCAAUACUGUUAACUGUUCUGAGACAGUUAAGAUAAUAUUUUCUGCAAUUCACAGCACAGUUUGUGAGAUUGGAGAGAGAUCAGUCAAGCGACAAGGACAUAAUGUGAAAAACAAUGUUAUCAAGAUUUGGUUAAAUUUGAUCCAGUCUAUGUUUAGAGAAGCUGAGUGGUUGAGAACCAAGACUGUGCCAACAAUCGACGAUUAUAUGGACAAUGCUUACAUCUCAUUUGCAUUAGGUCCAAUUGUCCUUCCAGCCCUCUAUCUUGUUGGACCUAGGCUUUCCGAUGAAGUUGCUGAAAAGCAUGAGUUGAAUUGUCUGUAUAAGCUCAUGAGCACUUGCGGGCGUCUUCUUAAUGACAUUCACAGUUUUAAGAGAGAAUCCGAGGAAGGGAAAUUGAAUGCGGUGACUUUGCGUAUAGCUCGUGGCGGUGGAGUUGCAAGUGCAGAAGGUGCCAUUGAAGAGAUGAAAGUUAUUGCUGAGGAAAAGAGAAGAGAACUCCUGAGAUUAAUUUUGCAGGAAAAAGGAAGCUUAGUUCCAAGAGAUUGCAAGGAUUUGUUUUGGAAAAUGAUAAAAGUGUUGCACCUAUUUUACAUGAAGGAUGAUGGAUUUACUUCACAUGACAUGUACUCUAGUGUGAAUGCAGUAAUUAAAGAUCCUGUGGUCCUUAAUGAAUUGUAGGUACAUGAUUAGCAAAGCCAUAGUUCUCUGUCAAAGCCACUGGUGUGAUGCCUUAGUUCAAUAGGACAUAGACAUGACAAGCCAUAACUGCAAUUACUUUUGGGUGAUCAUUGUGUAUGAAUAGAAAUGGCCAAAUCUUUCCUAGCACUU
Messenger RNA from Abrus precatorius (Indian licorice), 2578 nucleotides. Its product is annotated as ent-kaur-16-ene synthase, chloroplastic. The coding region runs from base 65 to 2428 and encodes 787 amino acids. The record is from RefSeq and is a predicted model, not a curated record. Gene Ontology annotation, cellular component: chloroplast. The transcript is spliced from 14 exons. Gene Ontology annotation, biological process: gibberellin biosynthetic process. NCBI's taxonomy places the organism in Eukaryota, Viridiplantae, Streptophyta, Magnoliopsida, Fabales, Fabaceae. Gene Ontology annotation, molecular function: terpene synthase activity; magnesium ion binding.